Molecule: messenger RNA, 759 nt
Organism: Candidozyma auris
Lineage: Eukaryota; Fungi; Ascomycota; Pichiomycetes; Serinales; Metschnikowiaceae
Gene: NAG1
Product: Nag1p
Exons: 1
Coding region: 1-759 (252 amino acids)
Biological process (GO): N-acetylneuraminate catabolic process; N-acetylglucosamine catabolic process; carbohydrate metabolic process
Cellular component (GO): cytoplasm
Molecular function (GO): glucosamine-6-phosphate deaminase activity; identical protein binding
Source: RefSeq, a predicted model, not a curated record
AUGAGACAAGCUAUUUUUUCUUCCACCGAAGACGCUUCCACAUACCUUGCCAACUAUGUCAUUGACAAGAUCAACGACUUCAACCCUACACCUUCAAAGCCAUUUGUACUUGGCCUCCCCACGGGGUCUUCUCCAGAGGGCGUUUACGCUCGUCUUGUUCAGGCUUACAAAAACGGCAAGGUUUCUUUCAAAAAUGUCGUGACUUUCAAUAUGGACGAGUACCUUGGCCUCGAGCCAACUCACCCCCAGCUGUACCAUUACUUCAUGUACGACAAGUUGUUUAACCACGUGGACAUCCCAAGAGAAAACAUCAACAUCUUGAAUGGGCUUGCUGCCGAUGUUGAGAAGGAGUGUGCUGAUUACGAGGCAAAGAUCAAGAAGUACGGCCGCAUUAACUUAUUUUUGGGAGGAUUGGGCCCUGAGGGCCACUUGGCAUUCAACGAGGCUGGUUCAUCCAGAGACUCCAGGACGCGGAAGGUCAGUCUUGUGGAAUCUACCAAGAAGGCCAACUCGAGAUUCUUUGAGAACGAUCCUUCAAAGGUCCCAUCGUAUGCUUUGUCUGUUGGCAUCUCUACCGUGUUGAACAACUCAGACGAAAUCGCCAUCAUCGUCAUGGGGGCCAACAAGAAGUUUGCUUUGGACAAGACCUUGCACGGAAAGCCUAAUGAUCCACAAUUCCCUUCAACAUAUUUGAGGGAUCACAGCAACGUGUUGAUAGUGUGCGACCAUGCUGCUGCUGGUUUGGGCUCCAAGUUGUAA